AUGUAUAAUUCACACAUAGGCAGACAAGGCCGUAAAGCAACCAUUUGGAAAACUCUACCAGGCACACCAAAGCAACCAAGCAGUGUAGAAUGCGGCUAUUAUGUCAUGCGCUUCAUGAGAGACAUCAUCAUGGAUACUUCCCUGGAGUUUGAGAAGACGUUUACGAAGGGAAAAUAUCAAGCGCCAUACCCCCAAGCAGCCAUUGAUGAAGUCAGGAAAAUGGGCAGAGUUUGUUUGCCUUCAUAUGGAGUCGAGGAUUUUUAG
Messenger RNA from Prunus armeniaca (apricot), 264 nucleotides. The record is from the annotation of a GenBank genome assembly. Lineage: Eukaryota; Viridiplantae; Streptophyta; Magnoliopsida; Rosales; Rosaceae.